Molecule: messenger RNA, 1305 nt
Organism: Arabidopsis arenosa
Lineage: Eukaryota; Viridiplantae; Streptophyta; Magnoliopsida; Brassicales; Brassicaceae
Source: the annotation of a GenBank genome assembly
GUGGCUACUAGUGAAGAAAUUUCACACCUUUUGGUGCAGAACCUUUGUUUCGUUUCCCACAAUCUCCAUUUUACGCAAGAUCUUGAACCUCUCUCCAAUGUCUCGAAAGUUUACUUAUGCUGAGAAAGGAAAGAGGGUGGCUUCAUCUGAGGCUCCUCCCCGUUCUGAGCUCCUCCCCGCAUCCCGCGAGUCCGAGUUUCCUGCUUUCGACGAUUCUGAGCUGCGCCGACUUCCAGAGCUCGAAGAGAUCCCCCUCCUCCCAGUCCUCCACCAAAGAAACCUCAUAGAGAAGCUGAGGACUCUAAGAAACGAUCUCAGGAUCGACCUCAUGAUGUUCCGCAGCAUAGAACACCGCAUCACUCUGGGACCAAGAGGACUCGCAGUCCUGAACCAUAGGAGAGAUUAUGGCAACAGGAGUAGAGACUCACACUGGUCUAAAGACAGAGACGGGUAUACCAGUAGAAGAUAUGGAGAGAACAAAAGUCUUUCCCCUCAAAGGUCUUAUAGCUACCAACCUUCAGGCCACCACUCCCAUAGCCUUCCAGCUUUUGAAGAGAGAAGAAAAACAAGAUCUCCUUAUAAGUUUGAGGAGAGCAGAAGAAGUUACCCAAGAGUGGCUAAUGCCGUUCCCAUUCAGAUUCCAGGGUCAUCUCUUCUACUUCAAAGAACGGCGCACCCGGGACCUUGCCUUCCGGCUCGUGAGGCAUCCACUGAAAUUCCCCAAGCAGCUCUGAAUGUAGCAAUGGGUGAAUUGAGAGAUGUGAUGAUCAAGUAUGUAAACUGUGCAGACCCAACGAAAGCGCAGCGGAGAGAGAAAGAUAUCGACAAGCAGAAGAAUCUUGGCCAAUUCGAGGAACAGCUGAACAGAUGGAAGAGCCAGGUUUGCAGAUUCCUUCUGAAAGACUUCCAUGAGUCACCUACUACUCUGUCUGUGCUCACAUUAGAGAAUCCUGCGACUCUCCGCCUUGGACCUCCUGAACUUCCUCAAAGGUUGGUUAAAUCAAAGAAGAGGGUCACUGGCAAGAAGAAGCUAGGUCGACCUCCAGGGAAUGAAGAAUGUUCUCCCAAAGAAUCCAAAAAUCCCCUUAGUGGACGGGUAUGAUCGGGGAAUAAGUAACAGGAGAAAGAACCCUCCAUCCUGUUUCCAUCAACCCGCAAGGACGGUUAAAUAUGGAUUCCUACUUGGAGGGAGCUGAAGAAGAUGCUACUUUGAAUGCAGGACCAAGCUCUGGACCUCUUCAUGUUCCUACUGAGGCUAGAGCCAGAGCUUCUCCCCCUUCCCUUCCCCACGACUUUCUGGUAAUU